Molecule: messenger RNA, 1431 nt
Organism: Rhododendron vialii
Lineage: Eukaryota; Viridiplantae; Streptophyta; Magnoliopsida; Ericales; Ericaceae
Exons: 1
Coding region: 367-852 (161 amino acids)
Source: RefSeq, a predicted model, not a curated record
CCCAGACAGGACAGGAAACAACAAAAAGCAAAACUGCGUUUUCUUCUCUCUCUACCCUCCACCACCGCCUUCCUUCCUUACCUUCCUUCCUUCCCCUAUAUAAACACCCACCGCUUCAUCUCGGUCUCCAACCUAAACCCUUCUCUCUCUCUCUCUCAAAUUUCAGAAUCAUAAUUCUGACUCUCUCUCUCGACGUCUUCUGAAUUCUCUCUCUCUCUCUCUCUCUAGAUUAUUUGUCCUCCCUCUUUCAGAUCUGAUUUUUUUUUUUUGCAAGUUUUCAGAUCUGAAUUUUUUUUUUUUGGUUUUACUCCUUCAGUUGAACAUAUCUUUUGGGUUUCCUUCGUCCUAAUUCUCUCUCUCCCUCUCAUGGCCUCAAUCGCCGUACUUCACCCUCAGGAUUGCAUCAAAGACCACCUACCUCGCCGCCUACCCCUAAUUUCUCCUCCGAUGAAGAACCCCCACGCAAACCCUAACCCCACCAGAUCCAACCGCAGAAAACGAAGCCCGGAGAAGAAGAACAACAACAGUAAACCCAGAAAUGCGACGGCGCACGAUUUCCCCGUGAAAACCCUCGUCAUGGGCCAAGUGAAAAUAUUGAAACGCGGCGAAGAAACGACGGCGUCGUCGAAGAACCCAGCCAGUGAGAAAAAAGUCGGAGGCUUGGGCAGUUCGGAAAUGAAGGCGAAACAGACGAGAAUCGGCGAUUUCUAUGCCGGAUCGGCGGUGAUGAUUACGUCGCCGCCGCCUAGCUCCCUGCCUUUGCCGGGUUUCUUUACUAAGAAAAAUGUUUUGCGUAUCGACAACGACGCGUCGGCCGAUUUACGACGACUUCUUCGUCUUGACUUGAUGUGAAUGACACUCUCCAAAUACCAGAACUCGGCGAGAGAGGGUUCUACUGAAGAAUUAUAAGUGACGACUAAUCUGGUGCCUUAAGUGUUUAUGUUAUGUUAUAGUUGGUGAUGUUUGGUUGCUCCAAUUUGUGGGCUUUCCCUAAUUUUUUGAAAACGGGAAAGGUCAGAUUGGAAAAGAACAAGUUCUCAACUUUUCUCUUCAAUAGACGGUUAGGUGCUUUGUUGGGUAGUUUUAACUUAGGAAUGCUUUUAUGGGGUAACUUAAUAAGUGUGUAGCCUCUUCUGGCACAGAUUAUGGCUAGUUUCAGUAGGUUUUUUUUUUUUUGAAGAGAUCAUAAGUUUCAGUAGUUUGUACAAGGGUUUUUAGUUGGGAUGCCUUUUAGUAGGUUCAUUAUGUUUUGUUUCUUUGGUUUUUGUCUUCUUAUAGACCGUGUUUAAGGUUUCAUAUUUAGGUGAAAUUUGAUGGAAGAUAGACUAGCUUUUGUCCAUAGGUGAUGUUUCUUCUGGGAUGUAACUAGUUUCUUGGAAUACUAAUGUAACCGAUGCUAAUUUGAAUGUACUGUUAAGUUUCAGUUUAAAA